Molecule: messenger RNA, 888 nt
Organism: Rosa rugosa (rugosa rose)
Lineage: Eukaryota; Viridiplantae; Streptophyta; Magnoliopsida; Rosales; Rosaceae
Product: zinc finger BED domain-containing protein RICESLEEPER 3-like
Exons: 2
Coding region: 1-888 (295 amino acids)
Source: RefSeq, a predicted model, not a curated record
AUGGCAAGCUCAUCGAGUUCGAGCUUGGCUCCAUCAUCACCUGCUAGUUCUCAAUCUCAACAUUCAGAAGCUGACACAGCUGGUGAAACUAAUGAGAUUGUUCCUGUCUCCGAACAAGGUGAGAAUAAGGAAAUAGAAGCUGAAAAAAAGAAAAAGUACAAGGUGGAGAAGAAGGUGCAGGCCGUGCAGCAACUCAGGUAUUGUGGCACUGACCUUGCUGCUGAUUCUUCUUUUAAUGGAACCAGCACUUUGCGUAGACAUGUGGAAAAGGUUUGUAAGAAGUAUCCGGGUAGGGAGGAUUUAGAAGACACACAGCAGGUGUUAGUUAGUGAUGGUCAAACUUUACCUACCUUAAAUGUUAACAAAGGCUGGUCACAAGAAGCUUGUGUUCAAGCUGCUUGUGAAAUGAUAGUUAUAGAUGAACUACCAUUUAGCCACAUUGAGAAUGAGGGGUUUAGGUGGUUCUACAAGGUAGCUAUUCCUCGAUUUGAGGUGCCUUCUAGGAGAAAAAUAGUUAGGACUUUCUUGGAGCUGUAUGAGAGGAAUAAAGAGGAGCUUAUGAUGCAUUUACGUAGCCACAGAGUGUGCUUAACUACAGAUACUUGGACAUCUGUACAGAACAUCAACUACAUGGUGUUAACAGCACACUUCAUAGAUCAUGGUUGGCAAUUGCACAAGAGAAUCCUGAAUUUUUGUGUAAUCUCGAAUCACAAAGGGACAACAAUAGGAAAGAUUUUAGAAAAUUGUUUGGUGCAGUGGAAGAUAGAUAAAGUUUUGACUGUGUCAGUUGAUAAUGCAAGUGCAAAUAAGGUGGCAAUCGAUUAUCUGAAAAGGAAAAUGGCAGGAUGGAAGAACCCCCAAUGUUUGGUGGCAAGUUCAUGCAUGUGA